AUGCCAAUCCCCGUAAUCAUCAUCGGCAGAACCGCCGCCAUCGGCGCCACCGUCGCAAAACACCUCGCGCCGGACUACGAAGUUAUCCGCUUCAUCCAAUCCCUCCGCGCCGCAAAGACAGAACUACCCUACAUUCUCUCCAAGCGCGAGCCACCCAAUUCUACUACUACUACUGCUACUAGUAGUAAAUGUGCUAUUGGCAGCAAUGACUACACCCGCGGCGCACGCGCCGUCAUCUUCGGACGCGCGUUUACACUUGCUCAAGCCGAAGAAGUGCGGCGAAACACCACCAACCAGCUACGUGUACUUCUAGAGAGCGGUAAUAAUAAGACCGAAGGAAAAGAUGCUGUGACGUGGAUGGUCGGCGAUCCCAGUCUCGAUCUGACACAGAAACCGGCAGUUGGGGCCGGAUAUGCUGAGAAUGCGGUGCGUGAGGUAAAAGCGGUAUUGAAGGAGAGAAUUGGGGAGGAGGGGAUUAUUCUUUACUAA
This is a messenger RNA of Talaromyces rugulosus, 489 nucleotides long. RefSeq lists its product as uncharacterized. The record is from RefSeq and is a predicted model, not a curated record. Lineage: Eukaryota; Fungi; Ascomycota; Eurotiomycetes; Eurotiales; Trichocomaceae. The transcript is spliced from 2 exons. The coding region runs from base 1 to 489 and encodes 162 amino acids.